CAGAGUUUCAAGUUCUGCAAUCAAUUCUUCUAAACAUGCAUUUUGACCAUUGAGCAUACAAACACAUUUCACAACCUGUUUUAAGUGGCAUAUUUUGGUUCUUUAGCAGUUGGUUUAUAUGUUUAUACUUAAUGUUUUAUACUUAUUUUUGCUUCUAUUUUUAUGGGUAUGUUUUAUUUAGGGUUUAAGCUCACAUUUCUCGAGGAAAAAAAGGGAUAAUAGUUUAGUGUUGGUUUGGGUCUUGAUUCUUAUUUUCUUCUCUGAGAUGAUGGAUAUGAUGUUUACAAGUCAACAAAAGGAGAAAGGGGAGGUUUGGCAGGAUUGCAGAAUCUGGGAAAUACUUGCUUUAUGAACAGUGCCCUGCAAUGUUUAGUUCACAUGCCUCCUCUUGUUGAGUAUUUCUUGCAAGAUUACAAAGAUGAGAUCAAUACUGAAAAUCCUUUGGGAAUGCAUGGUGAGCUUGCAAUCGCUUUUGGUGAGCUGUUGAGGAAAUUAUGGUCCUCAGGGCGAACUACAAUUGCACCACGUCUUUUCAAGGGAAAAUUAGCUCAAUUUGCUCCCCAGUUCAGUUGCUAUAACCAGCAUGAUUCUCAAGAACUUCUUGCAUUCUUGUUGGAUGGACUGCAUGAGGAUUUAAAUCGUGUUAAACGAAAACCUUACAUAGAAGCAAAGGAUUCAGAUGGUCGCCCAAAUGAGGAAGUUGUCGUUGAGUGUUGGAAAAAUCACAGGGCCCGGAAUGACUCAUUGAUAGUGGAUGUUUGCCAGGUGAGUGGGAAUUAAAGUCUUCUUUCUUGAAAGCUAUAUUUCUUCUUUCCUUGAACCAUAAGCAUUUAUUUUUUCCUGUACUGGUACAAAAGUAUUUUCUUCUCUUACAAUGUUUAUAUGUUAAUGGUCAGAGUCAA
Messenger RNA from Humulus lupulus (European hop), 902 nucleotides. Its product is annotated as putative ubiquitin carboxyl-terminal hydrolase 11. Gene Ontology annotation, biological process: protein deubiquitination. The record is from RefSeq and is a predicted model, not a curated record. The transcript is spliced from 3 exons. Gene Ontology annotation, molecular function: cysteine-type deubiquitinase activity. Bases 349 to 780 code for a protein of 143 amino acids. NCBI's taxonomy places the organism in Eukaryota, Viridiplantae, Streptophyta, Magnoliopsida, Rosales, Cannabaceae.